GGUAAGUUGUAGAGGAAAUGCACAUAAUACUAAUUAAGCAUAAUCUGACACAUCUCUAGAGCUGGUUAUGUUUGUUGUUAAGGUGGCGAAUGGUCGACAACUUACUGUCAGAGAUCUGAAUGACAAUGCCCCAGUCUUUGAGAAAGAGGAAUAUAGGGCAUAUGUGAAAGAGACGUCACCUGUGGGUGAGGUUGUGGUCCAGGUGAAAGCAGUGGAUGCAGAUGUCAGUCCAGCGCACAAUCACAUCACCUACAGCAUUCAGCCACCUUCACAAACAUUUGAAGCUAGCGGGUCUGGACAAAUCCUUCUCAAAGAACCUUUGAAUUACACUAUCGCCAGCCAGUACAGUUUCACUGUGAAGGCACAGGUAAAGUUUAAUCGUGUUUUUGUUCACUAA
Molecule: messenger RNA, 397 nt
Organism: Clupea harengus (Atlantic herring)
Lineage: Eukaryota; Metazoa; Chordata; Actinopteri; Clupeiformes; Clupeidae
Product: cadherin-23-like
Exons: 3
Coding region: 68-397 (109 amino acids)
Biological process (GO): cell migration; multicellular organism development; homophilic cell-cell adhesion
Cellular component (GO): plasma membrane; catenin complex
Molecular function (GO): beta-catenin binding; cadherin binding; calcium ion binding
Source: RefSeq, a predicted model, not a curated record